AUGGGGAGACAUCGACGUCAGCGCGCGACGUGUGCGACGUGCAUCGCGUCGCGCGGUGCCGCUCGAGGGCGCAUCGCGCGCGCGUCGACGUCGGGGCGGACGUCGUCGACGUUCGCGUCGCGCGCGCGUGGAUCGGCGAUUCGAGCGAGCUCGGAGGGCGCGGACGAGGUGGGCGCGAGCGGUUCGCUGGACGACGAAGGAAAAGAUUGGGCGGGCGGCGUCGAGUGGUUGGCGACGAUGGAUCCCACGAAAGCGGUGGAGGAGGAUCCCGCGCUUCGUGAGGGCGAGUUAGUGCUUCCGAUGUUUCCCUUGGGCUCGCACGUGUACCUGCCGGAGACGGAGCACGUGUUGAACAUCUUUGAGCCGAGGUAUCGGGCGAUGUACAAUGAGAUUUUGUUCAACGGAUCGAGGCGUUUCGUGGUGCCGAUGUGCGCGCCGAACGAGCAAGGUAAAUUUUCGAGCGUGGCGGCUGUGUUCUAUCUAGACGAUUUGAAGGAGGUGAGCGAGCAGACGAACGAUCAGGUGAAGUUUGUGUGCUCGCACACGGUGAUCGAUCGCGUGCGGGUCAAGCGCUCGCUGAACGACCGCGUGUGGGGAGAUCGAAGCUCGUUCUUGAGGGUGGUGACGGAAAAGGUGGAAGAUAUCGAUGCGGACGACGACUUCUCGAAUAAAGAAUCGGCGCUGGAGGAUCGAUUCAAAGAGAUGAUCGACAUGCAAGAGAAGGUUGACGAACCGAUUCGCUUCACGCAAGAAGUGGCAACCACGCCCAUCAGCGCAAAGCGCGACGGUAAAGGUUUCUGGAGGCUCGUGAGUCUGUGGCAAAGUUUGAUGCAGAGCCGCGUGCAGCAUCGCGAGAACGAGUUACAAGCUGGCAUCCAGAAAAUGUUGCGAAACUUUUUGGAAGAGAGCGGCGUCGAUCUCACCGACGGUCGAUCGGUACAGCUCUCCUUCGAGAGCAUCCCCGAUAACAUCAAGGCUGAGAUUCAGCGCAUGAACGAAGAGUACGGCGAAGAGCGCAUCGAGUUGUUGAACUCGGCCAUCUACCCAUUUCAAUACCUCGUCCAGAUGGACUCGCACGCAGCGCGCUUGGACUACUUCUCUGAACUCCUCAGCGAAGAAGAAAAACGUUUGGCCGCAAAGAACACGCUCCGCCUCAUGUUCAAUUCAGGCGAGUGA
Ostreococcus tauri is the source of this 1176-nucleotide messenger RNA. RefSeq names its product Peptidase S16, lon N-terminal. Bases 1 to 1176 code for a protein of 391 amino acids. The transcript has a single exon. Lineage: Eukaryota; Viridiplantae; Chlorophyta; Mamiellophyceae; Mamiellales; Bathycoccaceae. The record is from RefSeq and is a predicted model, not a curated record.